CUUCAACAAAAAGGAAUAUGGAACCUUCAAAAGCUAGAGAUGCUACACUAAGUUGCUUUGCUGCAUAUGUGGUGUGUAUAUUGUGUGCUUACUUUAUGUUGUUUGAGAAUAAAAGAGAAGUACUUCCUAGGGAACCAACAGAGUGUAGAGAUUCAUUGAGUUAUGCUUAUAUCAACCGAUUAUUUUAUGGCGGCAGAACAUUUGCAUAUGACUACUUAAGGAUGGAUAGAGGUCCAUUUUUCAACCUUGUUCGCAUGUUACAAAAGUCUAGACUUCUUAAAGGUACCAUGCAUGUUUCCAUCGAGGAGCAAGUUGCUAUGUUUUUACACAUAGUAGGGCAUAAUGCAAAAAAUAGGGUUGUUGGUAUAAACUUUGUACGUUCAGGUGAAACUAUUAGUAGGUACUUCAAUGCAGUCCUCGUGGCAAUAUUAAAACUGAGACCAUUACUAAUGAAGCAAGCAAGUGGUGAGGUAUGCGAUGAGAUUCGUUGUAGAUCAACUUGGUACCCUUGGUUUGAGGUAAAGUGUAUUAUUUUUCAAUCAUUGAUAUCUAUACUUCGUAAGGUAAUAUGUAAUAUAAAAUGGCGAAUUUAUAUGUUAUGUAUGUUUAAAUGGUCAUAACUGUAUUGGUAUGAUUGAUGGAAC
Messenger RNA from Asparagus officinalis (garden asparagus), 644 nucleotides. RefSeq lists its product as uncharacterized. The transcript is spliced from 2 exons. The record is from RefSeq and is a predicted model, not a curated record. NCBI's taxonomy places the organism in Eukaryota, Viridiplantae, Streptophyta, Magnoliopsida, Asparagales, Asparagaceae. Bases 18 to 620 code for a protein of 200 amino acids.